Penicillium crustosum is the source of this 393-nucleotide messenger RNA. RefSeq lists its product as uncharacterized. The transcript has a single exon. NCBI's taxonomy places the organism in Eukaryota, Fungi, Ascomycota, Eurotiomycetes, Eurotiales, Aspergillaceae. The coding region runs from base 1 to 393 and encodes 130 amino acids. The record is from RefSeq and is a predicted model, not a curated record.
AUGGGGUCAAUGUGUCCUCCUAUCAAUAUCAAUGUCCUCCCGGCUGGAUCACCUCAGCAAUCGAUACAUCCUCCUGCUAACGACGCCAUACCUACCGCGCCCGACUGUACUGAAUUUAUCAUGGUUGACGGCCUGUUAGAUAUCGCCGUGGAGGAAUAUACUGAAUGGCAGCAAUCGCGGGUGAGCAACGAGACUUUCAGGGAAAACAUCAACAAAGCACGCGAUGUGACCCUCGAAAACUGUCUCGACCUCAUGCAGAUUUAUGAGGAUCAGGACCCAGGUUUCUUUGUCAAGCACGGCGUGAAAGUAGGUGCCGCCCGGCGGUUCGUUCGUGACAUUGGCCUUUGGGUGAAACGGCGGAGAGAAGCGACUUGCAGCGACAUUUUCCUUUAG